Molecule: messenger RNA, 807 nt
Organism: Striga hermonthica
Lineage: Eukaryota; Viridiplantae; Streptophyta; Magnoliopsida; Lamiales; Orobanchaceae
Source: the annotation of a GenBank genome assembly
AUGGAGAUGAUAGAGCACAAGUACGUACAAGUCAACGGUCUGAAGCUCCACGCGGCGGAGAUCGGUCGCGAGUCGUCUCCGGCGGUGGUGUUCCUCCACGGAUUCCCGGAAACCUGGUACUCGUGGCGGCACCAGAUGAUGGCCGUCGCCGGAUCCGGGUACAGAGCGAUCGCCCCCGAAUACAGAGGGUUCGGACUGUCCGACCCGCCGCCCGAACCCGAGAAGACCACGUUCCUGGACCUCGACGCUGACCUCCUCGCGCUUCUCGAUGCUCUCAACCUCUCCAAGGUGUUUUUGAUUGGUAAAGAUUUCGGAGCUGCGGUUGUAUCCAUAUUCACCCUUCACCACCGUGACCGAGUAUUAGGCUUCGUGACAAUGGGUGUACCGUUCAUGCCCCCGCGCCCACCCACACACCAUCAAAACCUCCCCGAGGGCCUCUACAUCUCAAGAUGGAAGGUGCCCGGGCGUGCAGAGGCUGAUUUUGGUCGAUUCGAUAACAAGACGGUCGUUAGGAACAUUUACAUUAUGUUCUCCAGGAGCGAACUACCGGUUGCAAAAGAAGACCAGGAGAUCAUGGACCUAGUCGAACCAAACGCGCCCUUACCUUAUUGGUUUACCGAGGAAGACCUGGCGAUCUAUGGAGCCUCGUACGAGAAAUCAGAGGACUACAUUAGGAGUGGGAUGGCAAAAUCGUAUGCGCCCAAAUUGGAGAUUGCGUUCGUGCCUGAAGGAAGUCAUUUUGUUCAAGAGCAGUUGCCUAAUGAAGUGAACAGUCUCAUCCUUAACUUCCUCAAAAGCCACAGUUAA